Molecule: messenger RNA, 978 nt
Organism: Nanorana parkeri
Lineage: Eukaryota; Metazoa; Chordata; Amphibia; Anura; Dicroglossidae
Gene: GULP1
Product: GULP, engulfment adaptor PTB domain containing 1
Exons: 11
Coding region: 28-903 (291 amino acids)
Source: RefSeq, a predicted model, not a curated record
GCAGACUGACUUUUUCCAAUAACCAAAAUGAAUCGUGCAUUUAGCCGAAAGAAAGAUAAAUCAUGGAUGCACACUCCUGAAACGUUAUCAAAACAUUUCAUUGCAUACAAUGCUAAAUUCCUUGGAAGCACAGAGGUUGAACAACCUAAAGGCACUGAAAUUGUGAGAGAUGCAGUUAGAAAACUGAAGUUUGCAAGACAUAUUAAAAAGUCGGAAGGUCAAAAAACUCCAAAGGUGGAACUUCAAAUAUCUAUAUACGGAGUAAAAAUUCUUGAACCAAAAACAAAGGAAGUCCUGCACAAUUGCCAGUUACACAGGAUAUCGUUUUGUGCCGAUGAUAAAACAGACAAAAGGAUUUUUACAUUCAUAUGCAAGGAUUCGGAGUCAAAUAAGCACUUGUGUUAUGUGUUCGAUAGUGAGAAGUGUGCUGAGGAGAUAACACUAACGAUUGGACAAGCGUUUGAUCUGGCAUACAGAAAAUUUCUGGAGUCUGGAGGAAAAGAUGUCGAAACACGGAAACAAAUAGCUGGCUUGCAGAAAAGGAUUCAGGAUUUAGAAACGGAAAAUACUGAACUGAAAUACAAAGUACAAGAUUUGGAAAAUCAGUUAAGAACACGUGAUCUAACUUUCUCACCUGCUGGCAGUGUGUCACCAAAAUCACCAUCCAUGGAUAUCUUUGACAUGGUUCCAUUUACCUCAGUGUCUCCUGAGUCAACAACCCCUACAAGAAAUGGUACUCAGCCUCCACCUAUACCCAAUAGAUCAACAGAGAUCACAAAAGAUCUGUUUGGAGCUGAACCAUUUGACCCUUUUUGCUGUGCAGUGGGUGAUUUCCCUCCGGAUAUUCAGUCCAAACUUGACGAGAUGCAGCGACAGAGAUGGAGGGGUUCAAAAUGGGACUGACGAUGGAAGGAACUGUGUUUUGUCUUGAUCCUAUGGAUAACAGAAGUUGAAGCGAUGGAUACAGGGAGCCACAGG